AUGGACAAGGCGAAGCAGCUGAACUGGGUGGACGAGCGGGGACACUGGAGGAUUCUCAAGUGGAAUCCUCUGAAGAGCGAGCUUCAGGUCGACGACAGCAGGCCCACGAUGCCUACGGAGGACCUGCUCAAACAAACGGUGGAACUGAGGAAGGGUGUCACAGAGGAGGCCCUCCACCGGUUUCGGAGUCACAAGAAGAUGACAGAGAAUCCCACGGCCGAGUGGGUACAGUUCCGGAUGGAGAUCUCCUUGCGCCCCCUUGGCGACCCAAUAUGGCACACACUCCAGGGUUGGGUGGGACAAGCGGCGUGGCAUCUCCUAGGGUGCCGUCUACGACGAGAGAGGCCGCAAUACAACGGCCUGGCCGAUCUGGUGCGUCAGGGACUUUAA
Symbiodinium sp. CCMP2456 is the source of this 390-nucleotide messenger RNA. NCBI's taxonomy places the organism in Eukaryota, Dinophyceae, Suessiales, Symbiodiniaceae. The record is from the annotation of a GenBank genome assembly.